AUGUAUGAAGUCAAUGAAUCAAAGGAAAAAGUAUGGAAUCAAGAAUACUUUGCUUUGACAUUUCCCAAGACACCUCAGCCUGGUAUGAAAAAAAGAUCAAAACCUUCAGAAUUAAAAAGAACAGUUCCUAAGAAUAAAUCAAACAAGUCCAAAGGUGAAAAGCAAGCUACUUUGAAGAAGUAUUUCAAAAAAAUUACAAGCCUUCAUGAACCAACUAUCAAAUCUAAAAUUGCAGUAAAUGAUGAUAAACCAAAAAUUGUGAAUGAAUCGGAUAAAACACUAGCAGUUUUAUCACUUGAAGUUGAACUAUCUAAUAACUCAAAGUCCAAAUUAGAAACAAAUUCAGAAUCCAAAUACAUGGAUUUAGUCUCAAUGAAGGAUAUCCAAAAACCUGGGCAGAAUUCAAUAGGAUCUAACGAAAUGAAUACUGAAUUCAUAUUUACAAAAGACUCUAAGACUGAUGCCAACUCAGAAAAUUGCUCAACAUGUUUUAGAAUUAAUUUGUUACCUUAUGAGUAUUACUGUGCUCAGUCCAUGACAGCUGACUUAUCUUUAAUGAAUUACUCACAGAAUAAUUCAAAAAAACGUCCAAAGAAAGAUGCUAAGGAAGUUGAUAAAAACAGUUCUGAUGAUGAAUCUUCAUCUUCAAGUGAUGGCAAAAAAGAUACAAAGAAAGAAAAAAAUCUAGCCAAGAAAGAUAACAAGAAGAAGGAUGCAAAGAAGUCUACUGUGUCUAGUGAUGCUGAAUCUGUAGAUUCAAAGGAUGCAAAGAAAGAGAGAAAGAAAGAAAAGAAACCUGACAAGAAAGGUAAGAAGGAAGCAAAGGACAUUGGAUCUACUGAUGCUGAAUCUGUAGAUUCAAAGGAUGCAAAGAAAGAGAGAAAGAAAGAAAAGAAACCUGACAAGAAAGAUAACAAGAAGGAAGCAAAGGACAUUGGAUCUACUGAUGCUGAAUCUGUAGAUUCAAAGGAUGCAAAGAAAGAGAGAAAGAAAGAAAAGAAACCUGACAAGAAAGAUAACAAGAAGGAAGCAAAGGACAUUGGAUCUACUGAUGCUGAAUCUGUAGAUUCAAAGGAUGCAAAGAAAGAGAGAAAGAAAGAAAAGAAACCUGACAAGAAAGAUAACAAGAAGGAAGCAAAGGACAUUGGAUCUACUGAUGCUGAAUCUUUUUCUGAAUUAGAAGAAAAGAAAGAUAAAAAAGAUUUAAGGGUUAAGAAAGACCCAAAGCAAGAUGAGGAGGAAAUAGAUAUCAAGACGGAUCCUGCAUCUACUGAUGCUGAUUCUGAAUCUGAAUCGAAGUCUGAUAUGGUCAAAAGUUCAGAAACUGAAUCUGAAUCAGAAACUGAAUCUGAAUCAGAAACUGAAUCUGAAUCAGAAACCAAAUCUGAAUCAGAAACUGAAUCUGAAGAUUCUCUAGAUAUACCUCCUUCUAAAAAACGAGUUGAACCAGUCACAUCUAUAGACUCAAAGGAGGAAGUACCAGAACUAAAAAAAGAACGCAAAAAGUUACCCAAAAGGGUGACAUUUGACAAAGAAGCAAAAACUAGUUCAUUUAAAGCAAGACCACGACUUUCUUGUGAGUCUCCCCUGACAUCACCUAAGGUCAAACCUCGCUGUAAGCCGCUGCUUCCUAUUCUCAAACCAAGAUAUGCUCCUUUGCUGCUCCUCACGCUGGUGAAAGCUUCUGACUCCCACAACAGGAAAGAGAUUGGUAUUGGGAUGGAAGCUGGAAGUUCACCAUUCUUUUCUCCAAAUACGCCCCACUUGUGCAGGGCAGGUGAUGAGAGAAAGCCUCGGAGUCCAAAUGAAAGGAGAGGGAAGGCAUUUGGGGGCAGCCCAAGCCCCACAGCUCCCCAUAAGCUUGGCAAAAAAAGCCUUAAGCAUGGAGCCUUGCUGCUCCCCAUGCUGGUGAAUGCUUCUGGCACACAGAACAAAAUAAUUCGGUAUUGGGCUGGAAGAAGAAGAAAAUUCACUAGUCUCCUCCCCAAAUGUGACCCUCGUGUGCAAUUUGGGAGUUGGAACUCUUCUGGCUCCCAGAACAGGAAAGAGAUCGGUAUUCGGCUGGAGCUGGAAGUUCACCAGUCUCCUUUCCAAAUCCUUCCCAAUUGUGUAGAUUGGAAGUAG
Messenger RNA from Suncus etruscus (white-toothed pygmy shrew), 2124 nucleotides. It is a transcript of the gene CYLC1, whose product is annotated as cylicin 1. Lineage: Eukaryota; Metazoa; Chordata; Mammalia; Eulipotyphla; Soricidae. The transcript is spliced from 7 exons. Gene Ontology annotation, molecular function: structural constituent of cytoskeleton. Gene Ontology annotation, cellular component: acrosomal matrix; nucleus. The coding region runs from base 1 to 2124 and encodes 707 amino acids. The record is from RefSeq and is a predicted model, not a curated record.